AACCAAACUCAAACCCAAACCCCAAAACCCAACGCCACAGAAAUAAAUACGACCGUGCCCUCUCUCUCUAAUCCUUCGUUUCUUCGCCGCCGCCCGAGUCCUUCCUCUCUCUCUUUCUCUUACUCUCGAAUUCGUCCGCCUCGCCGUCGGAUCUGUUACGGCCGUUCCUCCAUCGGAAGAAUCUCAUCGUUGGAAGCCUUAAUACAACACACUAUGGAUGGCCUUCCGGAGAAUAUUGUGGAAGAAGAGGUGGCUGUAGAGACUGAGAACUCACAUGAAACCAAACAAGAGCAUGAUGAUUUGACGGCAACUGAAGCUGGUGAAAAGAAGUGGCCUGGAUGGCCUGGAGAGAGUGUUUUUCGUAUAUUGGUUCCUGCUCAUAAGGUAGGUGGUCUCAUUGGCCGCAAAGGAGAGUUCAUCAAAAAAUUGUGCGAGGAAUCAAGAGCUCGGAUUAAGAUCCUUGAAGGACCUCCUGGAGUGGCAGAAAGAGCAGUAAUGAUUUCAGCAAAGGAGGAACCUGAUGCUUCCAUUCCUCCUGCUAUGGAUGCUCUUCUCAGAGUUCAUAAAUGGAUAAUUGAUGGUUUAGACGGGGAGUCUGGUCGUGCUCCACCAGGUUCUGAUAACACAGUGUCCACAAGAUUGCUUGUGUCUGCUACACAAGCAGGAAGUCUCAUUGGUAAACAGGGAGCAACCAUAAAAGCCAUUCAGGAAGCUUCUAGUGCUACUGCUCGUGUCCUUGACAAUCUUCCUCCUGUUGCGCUGCCAGAUGAUAGAGUUGUUGAGAUACAAGGAGAACCAAACGGAACACAUAAAGCAGUUGAACUAAUUGCAACUCAUUUAAGGAAGUAUCUAGUAGAUCGCAGUGUUCUUCCUUUGUUUGAAAAGCGUUUGUCAUUGUCAAAUGUGCACAUGGAACAGAACAUGCCCGCUGCUCAAACUUGGAGCCAACCCCAAGGUCUCCCCCCUAAUUCUGGUGGCUUAGGCUAUGGUGGCAACCCUCAGUUCAUUCCUCCACGGCCACAUCAUAAUUUUUACCCUCCACCGGAACGUCCCCUUUUAGAAAAGCAACCCCAUCAUGGUAUAUCUUUGUAUGGGCAAAACACAUCUCCAAUGGGCAUUCACUCGGCAGCAAAUCAACAUGCACCAACAAUGAUUUCUCAGGUUACACAGCAUAUGCAGAUUUCACUUUCAUAUGCUGAUGCUGUAAUUGGAGAAGCUGGUGCAAAUAUUAGCUACAUCCGUCGUUCUAGUGGGGCAACCAUAACCAUACAAGAAUCAAGGGGGGUCCCAGGAGAGAUGACUGUUGAGAUUACUGGCAGUGCUACACAAGUUCAAACUGCUCAGCAGUUGAUACAGAAUUUCAUGGCUGCAGCUGCAGCUCCUCAGCCGAGCACGGUAGGUUCCAGCGAUCAUGGUUACAGUUCAUAUCAAGCUCAUGGCCCGAUGUACGGAUCUCCAGCCAAUGCUGGACCCUAUGGUUCCUCAACCUAUGGAGCAAACUAUGGGUAUUAGGGAAUAUUUGGAAGGUUUAAAGAGUCGACAAGCAUGUCCGGUGCACUUACCCUAUAAAAAGACCGAGUCUGUAGAUGGGGAUUUAGUUUUGGAUUUUUAUUACGGUCCUCUUGUUUGUUUUAUGCCAAGAGAUAAUUUGAUGACAUUCUUGCUGUAUCGUCGUGUGCUACAGUGUCAACUGGUCAGGCCAUCGGUUGCAAUGAAAGCACAUUGCAGGUUGUGAAUC
This is a messenger RNA of Musa acuminata AAA Group (dessert banana), 1738 nucleotides long. Its product is annotated as flowering locus K homology domain. Gene Ontology annotation, molecular function: mRNA binding. The record is from RefSeq and is a predicted model, not a curated record. NCBI's taxonomy places the organism in Eukaryota, Viridiplantae, Streptophyta, Magnoliopsida, Zingiberales, Musaceae. Gene Ontology annotation, cellular component: nucleus; cytoplasm. Gene Ontology annotation, biological process: regulation of gene expression. The transcript has 7 exons. Bases 214 to 1512 code for a protein of 432 amino acids.